AGGUGAAAAUAAGUAACCUCUUCCCCGCGUAGAGCAGCUUGCAGCUUUGUUUAGAAUUCUGCGGAGGUAGUUUCCCACUAGGCUACUACCUAGGAGUACCGAACAUACACAACAUAAAUUUCUCCUUUUACUCUUCAUUUUCGCAUGAUAUUUAUACAUAUACCACGCAUUUCCCCGACAAAACCGCCGGAAUAGCAUUUGGUAGUACCUCCGGUAGUGCCACCUCCUCACGAUCCCAUCAUGACUCCUCCCCGCGCGGGCGACGACGUGACAGCCCCGCGUUCACCGCGGAGAGCGACGAGUCCCCGAGGACCGAAAGGCGAGCAGGGCACCGAUUCCCCGGAGAUGAUUACGCUUACGCCAGUGGACGACCACGUGGCGUCGUCAUCGGAGGACGCUGCAGCUUUUCUUCACGUUGACUACGACGCGAACAAUUACAACUUCGUGGACAAAAACAACAAUUACCGUGUGGUGGCUGCACCGCUGACGCCCCGCAGUCGCGCCCACAGUGCUGCGACCGCACCGACGAAGCGAAUCACAACUGCUGGUGCGUCCCGCAGGCGUGAAGGUAGCGGUGCCGCAGUUCUGCAGCAUGAGGCGGCGAGCAGAGCUACUGCGCGUCGCGCGACGAGUCAGCCGACCAGUGGUCAGCUUCUUACAGACGACAACAAGAAUAAAGACCAUGCUGGUGCUGGAGCAGUUGUAGAUAAGCAGAACACAACGGCCACGGCAGGGUCGUCGCCGCGAAAUACUACUACAGCAGCUCCAGCUCAGCCUCAGGAGAGAAAGAGCGCGUCGUUUUUUUCGUUGUUGUCACGCGUGAGCACAGCAGCCGUGGACGCGUUGGUCUCUCCAGGACGAAAAACUGCCUCUGCAUCGAAAACGUCGGUCGUGUCCUCCGGUGUCGGGAAUAUUAAACAAGAAGCGGAGCAGAACAAGAGGAUGUCGCUCGCCUCGGUCGAAUCCACAGGCAAUAACAGCGCGCCGUCCCCGCAGCAGAAGCUGCUGCAGAAAAAAGUCACAGGCCAGGUUGUAGAUACGGGUCAAAGUACUAAUAAUAGAAGUGGUGGUGCAGCUGCAGCACCUGUGAUUUCGCGGGAGAGUAGUUCCACGAGAAGCCUACAAUCCACCGGAUCUGUGCGUGACCUGCUGGCGGCAGAACACCAGCAGCCCGCCAGCACCUCGAGAGCUGGUGGAGGUCCGCGGCAAGUUACUUCGAGUGACAGUGGCAGCGACAAAGGCGGCCAGCGCGCGCCGAGGGGCACAAGAACUACAAGUGCCGAGGACCGUCGUACAACCCGAAAAAAAUCCGCACGCCAAGCUACCAGUACCGUCUCGCAGGAGCAGAAAAUGAUCAAAAGCACCACUUCUGCGGACCCAUUUGACGAGGAGGACACGGACUUGCACUCCUUGCAUGGGCACGAAGUUGUGACGGCUUCCGAUCGCCCAAGCCGUCGGGCGAGCUUGGUGAAGAAGAAGUCCGCCUUGGGCAAAGGCGACAGUGGAGGUCCCGCUGUCAGCACACCAACGCCGCGGGGCAAGCCGCUCUUGGUGAAACAAAGUUCGAAGCCAGAUUUCGGGCACAUGGAUUCAACAUCCUACGUCGACGAACUGAGCCGCGCGACUAGUCCCCGAGGGCCGCGGCAAGAUGCUGCUUCGUUGAAGCACACCGAGAGCAAAACCCGACUCGCUUCGACCGCCCAUUCGCAUUCCACGGCCUCGCUGAGCAGAACCGCCAGUGGAAGUAGCAGGACUGCGAAGAAGCCCCCGGUCGAAGUGGUCACCACUACGGUGGUGAGUACGAGCCACAAGCACUUUCAGGGCGCGUUCGCGCGCUUCUUUAACCUGAUUACGACAGAGCCGGACGCGGGCGCGCGCGUGCAACGGACCCGCAAGAUGCUCUCCCGGUCCUUCUCGUUCUCCUUUCGGGACGUGUCGUCGGACACAGACAGUGACCGGAGUCGUGGCCGCGGUGCUCCACCGAGAACGCACGUCAACGAAGACGGUAGCACCACCACAGACCUGAACGAGGAGCAAUUUGCGCUCGCGGCGAAGCAGGUCUUCGACCGCUUCGGAUUCGAGUUAUCAAAAUGAAAAAAGUCGUAGUCGUCCCCCCUUGCGUGGUGUUCCCCAUAUUGUUGUAAAUAAAGGCGUUUGAUAUGCAUAUGAUUCGUAGUGAUGUCUGAUGUAUACCAAGACGCUGACGCACGUCCUUGGCCGUCAAUUACUUGUUAUGCGGUUUUGUUAACUUCCCUUUCCGGGUCUAUUUUAGUUCUGUUUCUCCAGGUGUGGGAAACAACAAGGAGGUGGAUUUUUGCUCAUGAUAGACGUACGACGACAAGUAUCUGAAGAGAUUGCAGGCCGGCAAAGCGUACCAUGAAAAGAAGGCCUCUUCGGGAGGGGGCUCGAACAAGCGUAAGAAAGUGCGGAACGCGCGUAACCACGAGCCGCACGACGUGCAAAAAAGGGUGGAAUUGCGGGACAAGCGCCGCGAGGAGCACGGCGUCGAAAAAACUUUUCUUCGCCAGGUGAACGAAGAAUUCGUGGUCAAGGACGCAAAGAUACGGAAAGGAAAAAAUUUGCCUAUCACAAUCUGGAAGUUGGUUCAUGCAGAAAAAACAAUCCGUGGUGUACUUUACAACUUCUACAGAAACAUGCCCGGUCGAGGACUUGUAUGGAACAUGGCGCGGCACAUAACCAUAAGCCAGAUGAAUAUACAAUAAGUAUGUAUGUUUUGGCAGCCUUUUUGCAUCUACGAUACGAUUAUGGUAGGGCUUUUUUUCUUUCCAUAACCCCCAGAGAACAAGAGGUACAAAAAGCAGAUGGCCACAGACCAGGAAUACAGUAUGCGGGACCCGAGAAGAUACCAUGCCCUCCUUGAGUCUGAACGAGAAGAUUAUUGGAAAAAUGAAAAUUUUCACUAGGGUUGCAGUACUAGUGGUUUCUCGUUGUGCUUUUAUGCCACGAUGUUGUUUUACAUAGCAGAACCGCUUCUUCAUACUUAAUUUCGAAGUGUGUGCUAUUACUAGGAGGAAGGACGCAUGAACGUAAAAAAGACCCGGGGAACAUCGACCGCGGAGCUGAUUUUUUUGUCGGUGUCAGUUCUACCCGAAUGUGUGUACGACCCACCUACGAAAUUGGAUGUCAAGUACCUUUUGCUAUGGAAAAGGAAAACCAAUUUAGCUCGUUGUCGUUCCCCAAAUUUUUCAGCAAGCAUGAAUGAAAAGGAACACGUCUACCAACGGACGCACUUUGUCACAUCGAUGUUUAGCCCCCUACAACAUACCAUGAACAAAGACCGCCAGGAUUGAAUUAGCUCUUGUCUGUGGAGGCGUUCUUGAUUUCGUGCCUCCUCCUGAAAAUUUUAAUUCUAGUAAUCAUUUUUCGGUCUAAGUGCCAUACCUUCUGCAUGCAUAUUCAGUGUGGUGGUACUUUUUUUCAUGUAGUUGCUGCCCAACGAAGAUGGGUGCGUCUACAUCAUCGUGCAACGUUCUGUUUUAUCGUGCACCUACGAUAUUUCGUACAAAACGAACAGCAGCAAAACAUGGGCAGAGUGCGCAAAUAAAUUUCGUACUUUUGCUCACAAUGCAAUCCUUGUCUUCUUGUCG
This is a messenger RNA of Amoebophrya sp. A120, 3608 nucleotides long. NCBI's taxonomy places the organism in Eukaryota, Dinophyceae, Syndiniales, Amoebophryaceae. The record is from the annotation of a GenBank genome assembly.